This is a messenger RNA of Nezara viridula (southern green stink bug), 1455 nucleotides long. Lineage: Eukaryota; Metazoa; Arthropoda; Insecta; Hemiptera; Pentatomidae. The record is from the annotation of a GenBank genome assembly.
AUGGGCUGUUUACCCCGGUUUGUUGCAUAUCCAUCCGAAAUGGAAAACUUAGGCAAAAUCCAAGCAAGUUUUGCAUUAUGGCCGUUACGCUGCGCUAGUGAUGCAUUGAAUAGCCACUCUGAAGACAGGUUAUACAUUACACUAAGUGUAGGUAAGAUCAAUCUUCCAGCGCUUAUUGACACAGGAGCCAAUCAUUCGUAUAUCAGUUCCUUAGGACUCUCAUCUUUACACCAAGAACACAUCACGCUGACAUCUGUUACCUCUUAUCUUGUCGCGGUGGCUAACGGAGCGCGUGAGACGGUUAACGAAGCUGUUGCCUUCUUAGCCAGCGUAAACGGCCGUCAGGUUCAAAUAUCUUUUUAUGUCCUUCCCAACCUAACAGUUCCUUGUCUUUUGGGAAUGGACGUCAUGAGAGCACUAGGGAUAGUAAUUGAUGCUACUGAAGGGUCCUGGUGGUUUAAAGAUAUGCCUUCUUGUCGAGCUAAGUUUUCUAAGGAAUCUUUGAUUGGUCAUAACAUCGAUGUCGGAAAGAGCCAACCAAUCAUAAAGAGCAUGAUCACCUCAUAUGUUUUUGAUCAACACAAGAAAUGGGACAAUUAUCUACCUGAGCUGAUGUUCUCCCUCAACAGUUCUCUUCAUAGCUCGACGGGAUAUACACCAGCCUACUUAAACUUUGGGCGCGAACUUUUACCUCCUAAUUCAUAUUUUGGUAAAGCUAGUAGUGACCAAGUAUUGAAAUCCCUUGAUAAUUGUGUUUGGUCUGAUCAUUUAAAUAGGUUGAAGGAAUUUCGGAAGACAGCGGAAGCAAGUCUCAGCAGAGCUUCAGCGCGGCAAAGUAACUACUACAACCGUCAACGGAAGGAAGCGACGUUCAGUCAAGGAGAUCUAGUACUGCGACGGGCUCAUCCUCUCUCAUCUGCUGAACGAGGAUUCGCUAGCAAACUAGCUCCGAAAUUUGAACGACCAUUUCGUAUUUCACACAAAAGGUCAACUAACGUGAAACCCGAAGGCACACCAGCUGGACUUGGACAUGCAGCUCAACUAAAAGUUCUCGUAGGCACUUUAUCUCAUCUUAUGCCUGUUGGUGAUAGUGACAAAAGACUGUUAACGUCUUUAUUGUUCUGCCUUGGUGAAUGGACGAUGACUCUACCUAUACAACGUUUGGUUUUAGAUGACUUAAGUGAAGGGGGGAAAGGAAAAGGAGUGCAAGUUGGUUCUUUUCACCCUGAUUUAGUUCAAGAAUUUAAUUCAAAUAUUACUUAUGAUGAUCUUAAACAGCAAGAUCUGCCUCAACCAAGGCGGCCUGUCUUUACUUCUUCUCCUGUUCAUCUUAUUUCAACUACUCAUUCUAUUCAGCUGGCCGCUAAACUGUCAGGAGAUGUGGUAGAGGCAAAGGUGUACCAACAUGAUAACAAGUUCAUGCUGAAUCACGAAUCCCAUAGCAGGAAGCAAUAA